Molecule: messenger RNA, 2097 nt
Organism: Pseudogymnoascus destructans
Lineage: Eukaryota; Fungi; Ascomycota; Leotiomycetes; Thelebolales; Thelebolaceae
Gene: GLC3
Product: alpha-1,4-glucan branching enzyme
Exons: 8
Coding region: 1-2097 (698 amino acids)
Biological process (GO): glycogen biosynthetic process
Cellular component (GO): cytoplasm
Molecular function (GO): hydrolase activity, hydrolyzing O-glycosyl compounds; 1,4-alpha-glucan branching enzyme activity; cation binding
Source: RefSeq, a predicted model, not a curated record
AUGGAGAAAGUCAACCAAGCUUCCGUGAACUCAAUCAUGAGUGCACAACCUGCCGGGCCUCCUGAUGGGACAGGAGUUAUCAAACUCGACCCAUGGCUCUCCCCAUUCAAAGAGUCCUUGAAACAACGCUUCAGCAAAGCACAAGACUGGAUCUCGGCCAUCAACGAGUCGGAAGGAAGUCUCGAACAGUUCAGCAGAGGAUUCGACAAGUUUGGAUUCAAUGUCGACGCAAACAACAACAUAAUAUACAGGGAAUGGGCCCCCAAUGCAACGGAGGCAUUCCUUGUUGGUGAUUUUAAUGACUGGAACAGGGAAGAAUUGCCCAUGAAGAAAGAUGCAUAUGGUGUAUGGGAGAUCACAGUUCCAGCCAAGGAUGGGAAACCUGCGAUUCCACAUAACUCGAAGGUCAAGAUCUCACUGGUCCUUCCCUCUGGCGAGAAGGUUGAUCGAAUUCCGGCGUGGAUCAAAUACGUCACUCAGGACCUUUCGAUAUCUCCUGUGUACGAAGCCCGGUUCUGGAACCCCCCCGAGUCCGAACGAUACGUUUUCAAGCACCCGAAACCGAAGAAGCCACAAAGUGUGAGAGUAUACGAGGCACAUGUUGGAAUAUCCUCUCCAGAAUUGAGAGUGUCGACCUACAAGGAGUUCACGAAGAACAUGCUGCCCAGGAUCAAGAAUCUGGGAUACAAUGUCAUCCAACUGAUGGCAAUCAUGGAGCACGCUUACUACGCCAGCUUCGGCUACCAAGUCAACAGCUUCUUUGCAGCGAGCAGCAGAUAUGGCACUCCCGACGACCUCAAGGAGCUCAUUGAUACCGCACACGGAUUGGGGAUCGUCGUUCUACUCGAUAUCGUUCACAGCCACGCAUCCAAGAAUGUUCUCGACGGCCUGAACGAGCUUGAUGGCUCCGAUCACCUAUACUUCCACAGUGGCGCAAAGGGCAAACACGAGCUGUGGGACAGCAGGCUGUUCAACUAUGCUAGCCAUGAAGUUUUACGCUUCCUCCUCAGUAAUCUUCGCUUCUGGAUGGACGAAUAUAACUUCGAUGGCUUCCGAUUUGACGGUGUUACCAGCAUGAUCUAUAGUCAUCACGGUAUUGGAACGGGGUUCUCUGGUGGUUACCAUGAGUACUUCGGACCAGGUGUAGAUGAGGAUGGUCUCGUUUAUCUCAUGAUUGCCAACGAGAUGCUGCAUAACCUGUACCCGGAGUGCAUAACAAUCGCCGAAGAUGUGUCUGGUAUGCCCGCGCUUUGUCUUUCACUGUCUCUAGGUGGCAUUGGGUUCGACUAUCGACUGGCGAUGGCAAUUCCAGAUAUGUGGAUCAAGAUUCUCAAAGAAAAGAAGGAUAUCGAUUGGGACAUGGCGAAUAUUUGCUUCACUUUGACCAACCGUCGACAUGGCGAGAAGACAAUCGCAUAUGCCGAGAGUCACGACCAAGCAUUGGUGGGAGAUAAAUCCCUCAUGAUGCAUCUGUGUGAUGCGGAGCUUUAUACACACAUGUCAACCUUGACUGAGCUAACUCCGACAAUUGAGCGUGGGAUGGCGUUGCACAAGAUGAUUCGCCUCAUAACACACAGUUUGGGCGGCGAAGGCUACUUGAACUUCGAGGGGAAUGAGUUUGGCCAUCCAGAGUGGCUCGACUUCCCACGAGAAGGAAACGACAACAGCUUCUGGUAUGCCAGGCGUCAACUCAAUCUCACGGAAGACAAGCUCCUCAGGUACGGAUUCUUGAAUGAGUUCGAUUCCAGGAUGCAGCAUACCGAGGAGAAGUACGGAUGGCUUCAUUCUGAGCAAGCAUACAUCAGCUUAAAGAACGAAUUCGACAAGGUCAUCGUCUUUGAGAGGGCUGGUCUGUUGUUCAUCUUCAACUUCCACCCAGAGAAGAGCUACGUAGAUUAUCGUGUAGGUGUCCAGAAGGCUGGUACCUACAAAGUGGUGUUGAACACCGACUCCACGGAUCUCGGCGGCUUCGAGAGGAUCGAUGCCGGCAGCCGAUUCUUUACCACGCCAUUCGAGUGGAAUGACCGCAAGAACUUCACCCAGGUGUAUAUCCCAACACGAACUGCCAUCGUUCUCGCGCUGGAAGAGACACUUUAG